Messenger RNA from Fundulus heteroclitus (mummichog), 2388 nucleotides. Its product is annotated as oocyte zinc finger protein XlCOF6. The record is from RefSeq and is a predicted model, not a curated record. Bases 177 to 2075 code for a protein of 632 amino acids. Lineage: Eukaryota; Metazoa; Chordata; Actinopteri; Cyprinodontiformes; Fundulidae. The transcript is spliced from 4 exons.
AUAGUAAAUAUAUUCUCAAAUGUACAGUACUUUCUCAUUAAACCACAGUUGAGAUGGAAAAUAAGCUUUGGCGUUUUAUUUUGAAAAUAUCCAUCCAGGUUGUUCGACUUCCGGAAGAAAUGCCCAGGGAACAAUGGCCGCUGCUUUAACCGCCAGAUAACUUUAAAAAGUUAAAAAUGGCUGACAGCUCUGUGUUCCAAUCCGAGGUGAAGUCCAUCGUGGAGACGCUCGUAUUGACGGCGGUCGAUGUUCUCGGAGUUUCGGACGAAGGGACCGAAAGAACGAAGCGGGUUGUGAGACGUGAGCCAGAUUUUGUGGACAUCUUGACGCGGGAGGCAGCCAGGAAGAUCAGCAGCAUUUUCUCUCAGCUCUCCCUGUUGCUGCUGUCUGAAAACUCAGCCCUGAAGGCCCGACUGGAGCGGCUGGAGGCGGAGCUGCAGAGCGUGUCCGAAGGUUUGCGGAGCGCCACGCUGUGGAGGGAGAACGUGCUGAACGGCUGCCCGGUGCUCUUCGAGCAGAGCGGCCAGAUCUUCACCCUCAAGCCGUUCGGGAGGCUGAAAAGAACGGCGGACGAUGCCGGUCCUCCUGCAGCUGCUGCGGAGGUCGAAGACGGUGGAGAGACGCUGGAGGAGAUGCCUUCAUCGCCUCCUGCUGAACAUGAAACAAGAAUCCCCGAACCGGAGACGUCCGACUCCCGCGGCGCGCAGGAAGCGGCGCGCGCGGCUACGGGGAAGGUGUUUGUGUGCGAGCUCUGCGAGAAGAGCUUCAACCGUCGCUUCCACCUGGCGAAGCACAUGAACACUCACAGAGAGCAGCGGCCGUUCGCCUGCGACCGCUGCCCCAGGAAGUUCAGGACCGCGGAGAACCUGGAGCAUCACCUGCUGCGGCACGAGGAGAAGACGCACGCCACCUUCAAGUGCCAGCGCUGCGAGAAGUCGUUCAGGACCAAAGUGAACCUGAAGAGCCAUCAGCUGGUCCACAGCGACAGCCGGCCCUUCAGCUGCGCCGCCUGCGGGAAGGCCUUCAAGACGAAGCACAACCUGCGGGCGCACCAGGCGGUGCACCUGGCGGAGAAGCCGCACAGGUGCUCCGAGUGCGGGGAGAGUUUCCGGCACGCCGUCAGCCUGCAGUGCCACCGCAGCGUCCACACCGGCGAGCAUCCCUACGCCUGCGCCGCGUGCGGCAAGACCUUCUCCAGCCGGCGGUCGCUCGGGACGCACCAGGCGGUCCACCGGGGGAAGGCGUUCACGUGCGAGACGUGCGGCGCGGGCUUCACCCUCCGGCAGAACCUGCGGCGACACAUUCGCAUCCACACGGGCGAGAAGCCGUUCGCCUGCAAGGUGUGCGGGCGGAGCUUCGCGCAGGGCGACAAGCUGAAGGCGCACAUGCUUCUCCACGGCGCCGCCAAGGCGUUCAUGUGCGACCUGUGCGGCAAGACGUUCCUGUACAACUGCCAGCUGAGGAGGCACCAGAGGGCCGCUCACGAGGAGAAGCAGGCGCGGAGGAGCCGGCCGGGUCCGGAGCGAGGCCAGCGGCGGGUCGUGUGCCGGCGGGACAAAACGACGGUGGACCUGACGCCGUUCAGCUGCGGCGCCUGCCGCAAAGCCUUCGACAGCGCCGCCACGCUGAAGAGGCACGAGCUCGUCCACGCCGCCGGCACGCGGUACACCUGCGACCAGUGCGACAAGUCCUUCUUCUACAAAGCCACCUACGAGUACCACCGCAGGGUCCACGCCGGGGAGCGGCCGUUCGCGUGCGACGUGUGCGGCAGGCGCUUCGUCGUCCGCCAAGCCCUCAAGUCCCACCAGCUGCAGCACUCCGGGGAGAAGCCGCACAGGUGCCAGCAGUGCGGCAGGGACUUCAGGAUCUACACCAACUACCUCCGACACCUGCGGGUCCACACGGGGGAGAAGCCCUACGAGUGCGAGGUGUGCGGCACCCGCUUCCGGCAGCUCGGACACGUCAAGUUUCACAUGCAGGUCCACACGGGAGAGCGGCCGUACUCGUGCGGCCGCUGCGGCCUCGGCUUUUCAGACCCCAGGCUGCUCAGGAAGCACAACUGCAGCGAGAAAUAGGAGGAGAGGGACGGAUGUGGGGAAUGUAAAGACUUAUCAACAGCCCGGGGUGGCGUGCACUUUCACAUUUGAACCUUUUAAGAUAAGAGAUAAAGAGAGACUUUAUUGAUCUCACAGUGGAGAAAUUCACGUGUCACAUAGGCUCAAUAAUCAAAAGAAGGUGCCAAAAUGAGGAAAAGGUGCAUGAGGUCUAUGCAGUGUGUCAACAUGUAUACUGUGGAUCGAGAGAAAAUAAAAUAAAGCAGAGAUUUAAGAUGACUUAUGUAUAUUUAGGUGACUUAUAUACAUAUGGAUUUGGCGUUGUGCAUUAAAG